Molecule: messenger RNA, 159 nt
Organism: Priceomyces carsonii
Lineage: Eukaryota; Fungi; Ascomycota; Pichiomycetes; Serinales; Debaryomycetaceae
Gene: RPL40B
Product: Rpl40bp
Exons: 1
Coding region: 1-159 (52 amino acids)
Biological process (GO): translation
Cellular component (GO): ribosome
Molecular function (GO): structural constituent of ribosome
Source: RefSeq, a predicted model, not a curated record
AUGAUCGAGCCAUCUUUGAAGAUCUUGGCCUCCAAGUACAACUGCGAGAAGUCUAUCUGUCGUAAAUGUUAUGCUAGAUUGCCACCAAGAGCCACUAACUGCCGUAAGAGAAAGUGCGGUCACUCAAACCAAUUGAGACCAAAAAAGAAGUUGAAGUAA